UUUCUCCUUUAUUAAGUUUUGAGUAUCUUUACACUUAACAUAAUUAUCUCCGAUAGUAAUCUAUACUUCGUCAUUCACUUUAUUAAAUCCACCUACAAAUAUAGUACCGACGUUGUAAAUAACAUUUGGCACAAGUAGUAAGAACUUUGCAAUGGAUCAGUUAACGAGAUUUCUCGUGUACAACAAGAUACCUAUAUCCAAGUAUAGUAUGAACUAUGAAGCUAUGAGAACAGAGAAAAAGCAACAGAAGGAGAAAGGAGGAGAAGUUGAUAAGAGGCUACUGCUGUUAUCACCAGAUCUUGGAAGAAUGUCUGACGAACGUGUGCUGUACGCAAGAAAUCGACAACCAGGGGCGAGACCUGCGGUGGUCGGGGGAACUCCUAUAACAGAAGAAUUAGCGAUCAAACUUCGUGUAACCGCCUUUGGAACAGCUUCAUGUCCUCCGCGAGGUGAAUGGAUCCAUACUCCACUUGUCAUGAGACCUUCUGAUCAGCCUCUAGGAUAUGGACUGGCAGCUCAACGGAAUGGCACCAGAUCUCUUCUAUCUGCUCUUCAAGCUCAUAUCAUCAAGUGGUUGCUGUUCGAUUCGAGGCCUAUGACGAAGGAUAAUAAGUCUGUGGAACCACCAGAUAGUUACUUACGCCCCUCCGAAGAUCGCCAAGAAGAAGCCUUAUGGCGUGCUUGCAGCGAAGUGAUAUGGCGUUGCGGCGACGGGUCCUCUUCCCAAACAGAAGCGAAGGUCACUGUUGCACUGCCAACCCCCACAAUCUACGUGCAACAUAACCCUCAGUACUACCAGGAUGGGAUUACUGAAAUGCUGCAUUUCUUUGAAUUCAAAUCUUUGGAGGAUCUGCAGAUAUUUUUGAAACGGUAUUUGUACUUGUUCCAGACGGAAGACGGCUCGGGCUCGUUGCUGCUUUUGUACGCUUGUAUCCUGUCUCGAGGCUGCGACAAUGUGAUAAAAGAUCUGGACGGGAAACUCACGUACCUCGUCUCGACACAAGUGGAAGGGUCUCUCAAUGUGACCACUCUGCUCCUGACAGGACGGGCGACACCGUAUCUGCACAACGGGGUGCAGUAUGUCGGGGAUGAAGACCAUUAUGCUAUGCCACAAUUCGGCGUCCUGUCCCGAAGCUCUGUCGGUCUUCUGGUGUGGUACGGCACUGGUGAUGGCAUCUCCAAGAACAUCUCCAAGCAGAAUCCAGGGUCCCGCCUGAAGACACCAGCUCUACCUAUUUGGGUGACAUGCUGUUCAGGACACUACGGCGUCCUAUUCAAUACAAAUCGUGAACUUUUGCGAAAUUAUCACGCUGAAAGAAGGUUCGAUAUCCACUACUACACGUGCGGCGGAUGUCACGUUCUCCUCAACGUGGACACACGAGCUCACGAAGACCUGGUGCCGAUGAGAAAUGACGACAUCACUGCCACUCCACUGGAGAAACUUAUCCACACAAAGUGGCAGGAAGCCAAGAUAACCUGGUCUGGCGCGGUGCCCUUUGCGGGCGACUCGCCGAACUAACGGCUCGGGGUCUAAUUGCUUUAGUUAUGGCUGGGUUUAGAUAGAUCUCCAACUGUAUUGCUUAGAAUUACUAGAAGUUAAGUACCUACCUUCACUGUAAUAUGUUAGGGUCUCCGCACACGGCAACACUUUCAAGUGCAGUUGAAACGCGUCAGCGGAAUUUACAUCACGAAAUUAGUGUCAUUUGCAAUACUUGCAUUGUGAAAUUAGACGUUUACCUACCACCUAACGACGUAAUGUAAAUAAUGCUUAAAUAAAACAAGCUGCUAGCGCGCCAGUCUGUUUAAGCGCGGGUUUCCAUUAAAGCAAAAAGGAGCAGAGAAGAGACGAGAUGUUUUGUAAAUUGCCAAUCAGAUGUAUAGUUAUUUCCAUAUCUCCUCACUGCUUAGCUUUGGUAGAAACUGGGUUUGACAUAAUAUUGUGAUAACGGAGAUUUGUGACCGGUCGACUUCGCAAAACACGCGUUGAUAGUGCGUGAAAAUAUUGCUGCUUUGCUUUUAGUAUGAAUAAACUUAAACCGCUGGUUCUAGAAACUUGAAAUUUAGCAUGUGUAGUUCGCGACAGGUCGACUUGACAAUCGACAAGACGCCCCACACACUCGCACAGUCCUUGCACUAACCCAGUGCCGAAUAGCGCAGGUGACGUGCCGGUGUGCGGGGCGUCCCCCCGCCUCAUACCCCGAUUGUCAUGUCUACCUGUCGCGAACUAUAAGUAUUCUUUCUAAUAUAAACGCCCAUACAAUGUACGUGAUUAA
This is a messenger RNA of Maniola jurtina (meadow brown), 2273 nucleotides long. RefSeq names its product inactive ubiquitin carboxyl-terminal hydrolase MINDY-4B. Gene Ontology annotation, molecular function: K48-linked deubiquitinase activity; cysteine-type deubiquitinase activity. Lineage: Eukaryota; Metazoa; Arthropoda; Insecta; Lepidoptera; Nymphalidae. Gene Ontology annotation, biological process: protein K48-linked deubiquitination. The transcript is spliced from 11 exons. Bases 152 to 1519 code for a protein of 455 amino acids. The record is from RefSeq and is a predicted model, not a curated record.